AUGGCAAGUGCUUGGCAUGCACGUCCAGAGCGAAAUUUAUAGAGAUUUCGGUGGGGAUCAACCACAACGUCGAUGAGCUUCUAGUCGGCAUUCUGACACAAAUUAGACUGAAAGUAUUAAACUAUGACGAACAUGGGCAUCAACAACAAUGGUACAAAAGCAGAAAUAUGAUAAAGGCCAGUAUGAAGGCCAGGCAGAUGUUCACGUGGCUCUUUGGCAAAGAAGAUUCAAAGUUCAAAAACUGUGAGAAUCUUCAUAUCCUAUAAACUGUGAAGGUGCUGAGAUUUGGGGGUCCGUCUAUGCUCAUACUUUACCCUAAUCCAAUUUGGGUUAAAUGUUUUUUUUAAUGUAUACGAGUUUGAAUCGUUUCGGCGCUGAACGUCUUGACAAAUACAUCAGCAUAUAGGAACAAAGAAAUUAAAAAGAUGAUUUUUAUGUACUAUUUUCACAUUAAUGUUAAUUUGUUAAGUGUGAUGCGACUCCUAAUCUAAAUGCAGCCAAGUAGGUAGUUGUAAGUUUCAAAAUCAAAUCUAAUGUAACCGGUGGGCCAAUUUUCUAAAAUGUGCUUACCUAUCAACAAUUGAUAAACGUCGUCUUUUAUAUGCAUUCUGGGCCAAAGUAAUUAUACAGGGUUAAUUAUUAGGGUUUAUCAUAUCCUUAUAAAACAGAUGAAAAUAAGCAGCAUUUGCGAAAAUUCUAACUAUUUCAUCUGUUUAAGUAAAACUUAUAAUACAAUUUUAAGAGUGUAUAUUUCUCACUAUCUAAAUACAGGGUGAUACAAAAACAGAUGAUGCACAGAACACAAGGACACAUUAAACCAAUGGUUCACUGAACACCGGUACAAAUGAGCCGGAGUUCAUUAACCGAAUACGAAAAGCUGCUCGAGAAUAGUGCACAAUAACGCACUAACUUGUUUGGACUUAAAGACUGAAAUGUAUGUUUAUUUGUAUACAUAUCAAUUCGAGGUUAUGAGGACCCUAAAGAACAAUUUCUCUUGACAAUUUUGACGUUCCGAGAGAGAAUUUUUCUGUAUUUUUCCAUGGUUGCCGGAGUUUUUAAUAAUUACCAAGCAACAGGCUUUUACUUAAUGUUAAUUAUUUACAGAUUACCUUGAAAACCAUUGUUGCCAUGCUUCUGAUACAGUUUUAUGCAAAUUUCUCAGUUUUUAAAAACAUUUUUUUUGUACUCCAAUAACACUCCCAGACAACACCUCCAGGGGAAUGACGCCAAUUUUAAAUCACCCUGUAUAUUCAAAUCUUUAUUCGGUACUGCGAUAGGACAAAGGUUUCUUCACUUUUUUAUGCAAACUUGUACAUGAAAAUACAGUAUUUUAACUAGAUUUUUAAGUACUAUACAUGAUUCAAGCUACAGGUUUUUUGCAAAUGAAAAAAUCUACCAUUAAGGUUCAUUAUUCGUUCUUCCGCUCAGCCAUGAGUAAUAUAUUUUUCAAAUUGAAAAAUGAUUCUAAUAAGGCCUUAUUUUAAACCACAUAUUUGUUAAUCGACUUACUUUAGAUAGCUUAACAUUAUUUUUAUUGUUACCUUUUGUACAUCUAUUUCCCCUAUAUACUUUCGACAAUAAUAAAUGUUGUACAUGUUGUAUAAAUAAGAA
Messenger RNA from Dendroctonus ponderosae (mountain pine beetle), 1611 nucleotides. Its product is annotated as GTP-binding protein RAD-like. Gene Ontology annotation, molecular function: GTPase activity; calcium channel regulator activity; GTP binding. Lineage: Eukaryota; Metazoa; Arthropoda; Insecta; Coleoptera; Curculionidae. Gene Ontology annotation, cellular component: plasma membrane. The record is from RefSeq and is a predicted model, not a curated record.